Chlamydomonas reinhardtii is the source of this 1754-nucleotide messenger RNA. RefSeq lists its product as uncharacterized. Lineage: Eukaryota; Viridiplantae; Chlorophyta; Chlorophyceae; Chlamydomonadales; Chlamydomonadaceae. The transcript has 7 exons. The record is from RefSeq and is a predicted model, not a curated record. Bases 85 to 1236 code for a protein of 383 amino acids.
ACUGGCAAGUUGAAGUUACGUGCGACAAUCAAGAUGAUGCAUCAAAGCAACCCUGCACACAUUUUCGUGUGACUGACUGCAGAGAUGUCGGAGUACCUGGCUUUGACAGCCAGGGCGUUUUUUACGCUGACAGUCGUAGUAGCGUUAUGCCUUGCUGAUAUACAACAUGUUAGCGCAUCUUGGGAUUUUGUCGGCGCGGGCGAGCCAGCCCCAGUGCCAGAGGCAUGGCUGAGGGAGGCAACACAGUCGGCACGGCGCCAGCUAAGGAGCGUUGGGACCGAGGGGAACUCCCGCCGCCUCGCCAUCGUGUACCUUGUCACGGACUUGCAGCGUGUUGACCGGGACAGACCCGCGCUGCUGCGUGCAUCCAUCACGCUCAACAAGGAGAACCUGUUCCCCACGACGCCCUGCUCAGUCUACAUAUUCACAUGGAAGCAGCAGAUGUCCCUGCUUUUAGGGGGACUGGGCGAUGUGGGUCGGAUGUCAAACGUGGCUGUGCUGCCGCUGGCCAACGAGUCGUGGGUGGCUCCGGCGAUGGCGGGCACUGCGGAGCUGUGGCAUGAACACCACACAGCCGACUAUCGCCAGAUGGGUGACUGGCGGCUUGGCUUCAUGCCUGAGUUUGUGAGGAGGAUGGGGCACAGGUACCUGCUCCAAUUUGACGACGACUCGUUUAUCCUCAAGCCAGUGGGGCUUAACCUGGUGCAGCUGUUUGACAGUAAAGGCUACCGGCUGGGAGCCAAGAAGAUCCGACCUGACCCGUUGAUAGUAACCUGGGGCCUGCCGGAGUUGGUGCGCUACUACCUGACCGCGCACAAGGUGGUGCCCAAACAGCUGUUUGAGUUCUGCGAGCCCAACAACAUACACGGCCUCUACUCGGCACUGGACGCAGAGAGCCUGGGCACCAUCCCAGCCGCUGACCUGGCGGCGCUGCAGGAGCUGGGCCUGAAGGAGCUCGGUGGCUGGAACCGCACCAUCCUGCACGGCAAUUGCAUCAUGUACAGUCUUGACUGGUGGUUUAGCCCCAAGGUGCACCGUUUCGUGCAGCUGUGUCGCGCCACGGGCGGCUCCUUCACCUACCGCUGGAACGAGCAGGGCGUGAUCGCCAUGCUGUGGCAGAUCUUCCUUAAGCCAGAGCAGUUUCACGCGUUUGAAUUUGACUACAAGCACCGGCUAGUGAAGGCGCAGGACGCCUAUGACAUGGCUGCAGCGCCCAGCGUGGCUGAGGGCAACUAGUGGUGAUCGGGUGCACCUGCCGGCAGCUGGGAUGAAACGUGGAGUGCCGAUUGAGAGGUCGGGGUGCGUGCGACUCGAUGUAACGGGCGUGGGCAGCCGCGGUGGAUGGCGGUCAUGGUUUCGGAUAGGUGGAUCUGACAAGAUGCCGUUGGCGGCGCGCUUGACAAGAUAGACGGUAGAUAGCUUGCAGGAUACAGUUAUGCAGGUGGCGCCGUGGGUUGCAGGCCGCCCAGGGACCACGCAAGGAAUCUGGCAACAUGGGGUGGUUCGUAGACUGAGCUCGUGAUGUAAAUCGUGUGAUUGUGUGAAUCCCCGUCCGGUCGCUUUGCCGUGCGGGUUGUGCAGGGGCUGAUGGGCGUAACCCAUAUGGUACUAUCUUAUUGCAACACGCGCACAUCGUGCUAGCUGCAUCUAUCUUGCCCUUUGGCGUGCCGUGGCCCUGGCCCAGACCAUUUGGGCCCAGACCCCUGCAUGCAUGUCAUCAGAUUUUGCCCCCAUUGCUGUAACAGCCAAUCGAC